Halichondria panicea is the source of this 3145-nucleotide messenger RNA. Its product is annotated as tyrosine-protein phosphatase Lar-like. Gene Ontology annotation, molecular function: protein binding. Bases 79 to 3048 code for a protein of 989 amino acids. The transcript has 11 exons. Lineage: Eukaryota; Metazoa; Porifera; Demospongiae; Suberitida; Halichondriidae. The record is from RefSeq and is a predicted model, not a curated record. Gene Ontology annotation, cellular component: membrane. Gene Ontology annotation, biological process: cell-cell adhesion.
UGUGUCUAGAAUUGUGCUGAAGAAUUUUGUUCAUUGCUAAAAUUUCCAUAGACUAAUGUUAGAGUAACUAGCUAGGGAAUGCAGGUUAAAAGGAUUGUGAUUGUGCUCCUACCAUUGCUCUUGUGGCAAGUAUUAAGCUUAAGAAGUUGCAAAGGAUGUACGACAAAUGACGUCAGAUUACAAAACACCGUGACUGGGAGGGUAGAGGUGUGUGAUGGAGGGACGUGGUACAGUGUUUGUGCCCCCUCAAAUCUUCCCAAUUCCCUGGCUAAUGUUAUAUGCAGACAAUCGAAUUGUUAUGAAUUUAUUGGUGGAGAUAUCCAGUCUACUUCGCACAAUUCUGUCAAUUACAAAAAAGUUAACUGUAGUGGACAUGAGAGUGCAAGUGAUCUGAGUUCUUGCAGCGUUAUGACCCCUAUUGGUUCAUGCUCACGGGCUGUUGUUAUUGAAUGUCGAAGAGUUAUAAAUACUCCACUUUCUCCAUUAAACCCUUCAAUAAGUAUUCUCAGUUCCACCUCAAUUAGACUCAGAUGGUCUCGUCCCAGUACAAGCAACUGCAGAAGUAUCGAUGGCUAUAGAGUCACUUGUACAGCUUCUGGGUGUUCCAGUUUGAGUGUAGCAUCAACAACACAAACCACUCUCACCUUUUAUUCUGCUGGUGUUACUAGCUGCAACUAUCAAUGCUGCAUCCAAAGCUACAACAAUGCUGGAAGUAGCUCUGAAAGAUGCGCCUAUUUGCCUGUUCCAGGUACACCCAAUUCUGUGCAGGGAACGGUUCUGAGUCCACAGUCAGUCCAAAUAUCAUGGUCACGCCCAUCAUCAAACUACUACCAUAUCACUGGAUAUCGGGUUUCCUACAGCAAUAAUUAUUAUUGCCCGUUUUGUACAUCCCAGUCUAUGGACGUAAAUGCUGUAUCCAGAAAUUUAACUAUCAAUAAUCUGAUACGACUCGCAACAUACACUUUCAAUGUGAAAGCUAAAAGUGUGGCUGGUCUGAGUUCAAGCAGCUCCCCUGCUGUGACAUUGAUCAUAGCUCCCCCUAGUGCUCCACCACGACUGUCUGCAACAAAUCUGAGCCCUACCUCAUUUAUUUUGAGGUGGGGUAGCCCUAGCAACACGUACAAUCAACCAUACAGUUUCUCUAUCAGCUGCGACGAGACCUCCUACAGCAACACUGGAGCACAAUUAAUAGAAUCAAACUUAAAUAGUGUGUCAUACACUGUUCGUUCUUUGCAGCCAGGUGCUACGUAUCAGUGUUGUGUGUCAGCUGUGAACAAUGCUGGGGAAAGCCCCACUUGCGUUAAUAAGCGUACACUGGAAAGAGCCCCUACUGGGUCUUCUGCAAAUGUCCAAUAUCAAACACUUAGCUCCACUGCCAUAAUGCUCAUAUGGACUGAACCUCCCUACCGACAGAGGAAUGGAAUCAUUCGUUACUAUGCAGUGAGAGUAUGUCAGAUUGAACCAGCGGGACAGUGCAAGGAUCACCAAACAACUGGAACAACAACCUUGGAGUUAUCUCUACACCCACACUAUAGGUACAGCUGGACUGUGGCAGCCUACACUAUUGAUUGGGGUCCAUACAGGCAGCCACUAGCGUUCUUCCAAAUGCCAGUGGACAUACCAAGUGGCCCUCCACAGAAUGUACGGCAUGGAUUAUUGAGUGACUCCUCAGUGCAGCUGUUCUGGAGCCCACCUCCCCUUGAAGAUCAGAAUGGAGUUAUCACCGGAUAUAAUGUUUAUAUUAUGAAUGCUGACAAUAUCAAUAUCUCUAAAACGUUAGAAGUGGGUGUCAUGGCAACUAUAGAGUCUCUAGAUGAAAUCACUACUUUCUGGUUUGAGUUAUCGGCCGUGACAGCUGCUGGGGAAGGCCCCCACACUGUGUACGGACCUGUUACUACGGCAAUAGGUGCUAAGUACGGAACACUGAUAGCAGGUGGAGCGUUUGCGGUAGUGAUUGCAACUGCUUUCAUGUGUUUGUGUUUGUGUUGGAGAAAGAGAAGACAGAGAAAAAUCAACACAAAAAACCACUCUGGUACUAAAAAUGAGCAUAAACUGAAAUCUAAAAGAGACACAAAUGAACAGAAAGUGAACACAUUAGCAGUAUUGUACGGAGAUAAAUCCGAACGAAAAGACAAGCCAAAAAAGAGGUCUUCUUUACAAAGGUUGAAGAAUUUGUUUAAGACUGCAAAGAAUACAGAAACUCCUCCCAUACCUACGAGACGCUAUCUUGAAGAUGAUGACUUCAUGGUCGGGAAUUUCGAUGGUCAACCAGCCAUUCCCUCAAGAGCCACCAUCAUGGAUCAGGUUAAUGCAGGCCCACAAAGAAGCGCUGAUGAGCCUGCAGUCCCACCUCGCAUGUACCUGCUGGACAACGUAUUUGUGCAAGGCCUUGAGGCAUUUGUAGCUGAGGUGAGUGGGAAGGACGCACCGGACCUAGGAGAUGAAGAUAAAAUCUAUCAGCCGUUGAUCCCGCCGAGACGUUACGAGGAGAGUUGCCAAGACGACUCCGAUGUUUAUCAAGCCCUAACUUCAAACAGAUCGAAAAGUGACUUUAGGGAAGUAACCAUACUGAGUGAAGAGACACGAUUUGCGGCAGAUUCUGAGAACCAUUACCAGCCGUUGGUGAAGAGAGCGGAACAAAGUGUUUACGAGAUGGUGACAGUCGGUGGUGGCAAAGAUGGUGAGAAUAAGAAUAUUGAGACUGUUCCUAACAAUUCUGAAGGCCAUUACCAGCCAUUGAUGAAGCGUGAAGAGCCUAGCGAUUAUCAGCCGAUAUCUACAUGCAUUAGUGGUCGUGGACAGACUUUAACGAGCAGUUUUGUAAUGCAGUCAGAGAGUAACUCGGAGGAGGGCCAUUAUCAGCCACUGAUGAAGCGUGAAGAGCCUAGCGAUUAUCAGCCGAUAUCUACAUGCGUUAGUGGUCGUGGACAGACUAGUUUUGUAAUGCAGUCAGAGAGUAACUCAGAGGAGGGCCACUAUCAAGCAUUGGUGAGGAAACAAGAGGAGAACACUUACCAGUCAUUGACAUUGCAUAGAGAGACACAGUAGUGUAGCAUGUGAUUAGUGUGUGGGUGUAUUGUAUAUUGUUUAUGCUCUUAAAUAUUGUGGUUGUGUAUAUAUUGUAAGUGAAAGUUAACGAUAUUCA